CACUGCCUCAGAGAGAGGAAAGCGAGCUGAGGAGAGCGUAGCAGUUCGGAGGGAAGGACCGGUGCGAGUCAGGCAGCCCUUGAGGCUCUCUGCUCGCCCACCUUCCACUCCUCUCUUUGCCAUUUCUUUCCUCGCCCAAAUCUCCAGUUUAGCCAAAAGAAGGAAGUAAGGGGAGCCCCCCUCCAAAAUAAAGAAAACAUAAAUAAAACUUUUACAGUCGGGACCGAGUGGUCUCCGGCUGGCCAUGGAGCUUCUGUGCUGCGAGGUGGACCCAGUCCGCAGGGCCGUGCCAGACCGCAACCUGCUAGAAGACCGUGUCCUGCAGAACCUGUUGACCAUUGAGGAGCGCUACCUCCCGCAAUGCUCCUAUUUCAAAUGCGUGCAGAAGGACAUCCAGCCGUACAUGCGCAGGAUGGUGGCCACCUGGAUGCUAGAGGUCUGUGAGGAACAGAAGUGUGAAGAGGAAGUGUUUCCUUUGGCCAUGAAUUACCUGGACCGUUUCCUGGCGGGAGUCCCGACUCCUAAGACCCAUCUACAGCUCCUGGGUGCAGUGUGCAUGUUCCUAGCCUCCAAGCUCAAAGAGACCAUCCCUCUGACGGCUGAAAAGCUGUGUAUUUACACGGACAACUCCGUGAAGCCCCAGGAGCUGCUGGAGUGGGAACUAGUGGUGUUGGGUAAGCUGAGGUGGAACCUGGCUGCAGUCACCCCUCAUGACUUCAUUGAACACAUCCUGCGCAAACUACCCCAGCAGAAGGAGAAGCUGUCCCUGAUCCGAAAGCAUGCUCAGACCUUCAUCGCUCUGUGUGCCACCGACUUCAAGUUUGCCAUGUACCCACCAUCGAUGAUUGCCACGGGAAGUGUGGGGGCAGCCAUCUGUGGGCUUCAGCAGGAUGAGGAAGUGAACACACUCACGUGUGACGCCGUGACCGAACUGCUGGCCAAGAUCACCCACACUGAUGUGGAUUGUCUCCGAGCCUGCCAGGAGCAAAUCGAGGCCGUGCUGCUCAACAGCCUGCAGCAGUUCCGUCAAGAGCAGCACAAUGGAUCCAAGUCUGUGGAAGAUCUGGACCAAGCCACCACUCCUACAGACGUGCGGGAUGUUGACCUGUGAGGAUGCCGUUCAUUCGGGCCUCCGCAAGAGAGAGAGGCGUGUUCGUCAUCUGCUUGCUCCCUCUCUCUCUAGUUACGUUUUGGUCUUUGUGUUUUAGGGUAAAACUUCAA
Molecule: messenger RNA, 1221 nt
Organism: Acomys russatus (golden spiny mouse)
Lineage: Eukaryota; Metazoa; Chordata; Mammalia; Rodentia; Muridae
Gene: Ccnd2
Product: cyclin D2
Exons: 5
Coding region: 245-1111 (288 amino acids)
Biological process (GO): mitotic cell cycle phase transition; regulation of cyclin-dependent protein serine/threonine kinase activity; positive regulation of G1/S transition of mitotic cell cycle
Cellular component (GO): nucleus; cyclin-dependent protein kinase holoenzyme complex; cytoplasm
Molecular function (GO): cyclin-dependent protein serine/threonine kinase regulator activity
Source: RefSeq, a predicted model, not a curated record